UUGUAAACAUGGCGACCAAGCAGACGAAGGAUUUGGCCUUUGUAGGUGUUAAGAAUAUUUUAAACGUUUUAGCAGUGUUAUUCUAUCUGAGUGCGAUAUGUGUGUCUGUUCGGGCUGAAAUACGAAGCGUUGUUCUUGACAAACAAAGCGGACAGCUGUCCGUCACAGAGGGAUUCAGGGAGGAUUUUGUAGCAUGGGGAAACUUCACUGAUGACAUAAAAGCAUCAGGCUGGUCGUUCUUGGAGGUCACGACCAGCAGUCUAUACAAUGACAGUCUGCAGGCUUAUGCUGCUGGUGCGGUGGAGGCUGCACUCACAUCUCAGCUCAUCUAUAAGCACUGGAUGAACACUCUGAUGGGUUACUGCGGACCCUUCACAUCUCAAACGGGGUACUGCGAGCGUCUUAAGGCUUUCAUUGCGACUAACAUGCAGUGGGUUCAGAAGCAAAUAGAGGAGGAGCCAAGUUCAUUCUACUGGUAUCAGGUGCGCCUAGCGCUUCUGCAGCUAAAAGGCCUGGAGGACAGCUACAAUGACCAGCUGGCAUUUCCUACAGGAUCUCUCACCCUCAAUCCAUUUGGCUUCCUACUUUUCCAAAUGGGUGGUGAUCUAGAAGACCUGGAAUCAGCUCUGAAUAAAUCCAGCCAAACUCGACCUCUUGGUUCUGGCUCUUGUUCUGCUCUCAUUAAGCUGCUGCCAAACAACAAGGAGCUGCUGGUGUCACAUGACACCUGGAACACGUACCAGGCCAUGCUGCGCAUCAUGAAGAAAUACAUCUUUCCAUUUCAGGUUUCUCCUUCAGGUGGGCCUCUUGUCCCUGGAGUAGUUCAGGCCUUCUCAUCAUAUCCUGGAUCUAUCUUCUCUGGGGACGACUUUUAUAUCUUGAGUAGCGGCUUGGUGACUUUAGAAACCACCAUUGGGAACAGUAAUCCUGCUCUCUGGAAGUUUGUUCAGCCAACAGGAACCGUCAUGGAGUGGCUGAGAAACAUUGUGGCUAAUCGACUGGCUGCUACCGGCAGGGAGUGGGCCAAGAUAUUCAGCAUGUUCAACAGUGGAACGUACAACAACCAGUGGAUGAUUGUGGACUAUAACCACUUUACUCCAGGAAAGGCUGACAUUAAAAAGGACCUCUUUGUUGUGCUGGAGCAGAUUCCGGGAAUGAUUGUUUACGCCGAUAAAACUGAGGAACUGAUGGAGAAAGGGUACUGGGCAAGUUAUAACAUACCGUACUAUGUGGACAUAUUUAAUGCCAGUGGCUGCAAUGAGCUGGUUGAGAAGUUCGGCCCUUGGUUCUCUCUGGAUCAGAAUCCUCGUGCUCAGAUUUUCAGGAGAAACCAGACAGCUGUCACUGAUGUGGAUUCAAUGAUCCGUCUCAUGAGGUAUAAUAACUUUAAAGAAGACCCUUUGUCAAGGUGCGAUGGCUGUGAUCCACCUGGAAAUGGAGAGAAUGCAAUCUCAGCCCGUUCUGACCUGAACCCAGCAAAUGGAACGUAUCCAUUUGGCGCCUUAAAGCAGAGACCACAUGGAGGAACGGAUAUGAAGAUGACCUCUUAUGAGAUGUUUCGGGACUACGGUAUGCUGGCAGUGAGCGGACCCACAUGGGACCAGGUGCCACCUUUCCAGUGGAGCACCUCCCCUUACAAAGACCUGAUCCACAUGGGUCACCCUGACACUUGGACAUUUAAACCUAUAAAAGUCACCUGGACCCAUUAAUUUUUAAAAAUCAAAUAAUACAUACAAAUGUAUUAUUUUGAAUGCUACAAGCUUUGCUGUUUAUAAUUUUUAAAAGAAGGGAAAUUAUACAAUAAUUUUAUGAAAGGGAUUUUCUAAACAUUAAUAUGGUUUUAGUUCUUACUAGAAUGGCAAUAAUAGCAAAGGUGUGGAUGUGAUAAUGGCUGCAAUGUUAUGGAAGGAUUUGGUACAGGGAAUUUGCACUAUUUACAUAAAUAAUCGACUGUUAGGCAACAUGCUUUCUGCACCUUACUGAAGCUUCUACGUAAGAGCCUAUCUGCUUUUCAUGUCCUCCAUUUUAUAACACGUGUAAAAAUAUAAACAACACUCAAUGUUUUUGCCUUUGUGAAUUAUUGUUGUGAAAUCUCUGACAGACCACUUCAGCUUUUUUAUUGAGAAAUGAUCAAAAAAACUAUUGAAAGCAGUGAUAAUGUGUUGAGUAUGUUGUGUUGUUCUUUAUUCUCCUAUAAACACUCACAUUUUGA
Molecule: messenger RNA, 2212 nt
Organism: Cheilinus undulatus (humphead wrasse)
Lineage: Eukaryota; Metazoa; Chordata; Actinopteri; Labriformes; Labridae
Gene: plbd2
Product: phospholipase B domain containing 2
Exons: 12
Coding region: 9-1709 (566 amino acids)
Biological process (GO): phospholipid catabolic process
Cellular component (GO): extracellular region
Molecular function (GO): glycerophospholipase activity
Source: RefSeq, a predicted model, not a curated record